AUGGUUGCGCGUUUUUUUUUCCGCCUCCACUUAUCAGCCCCUCUUUUCUCCUUUCCUUCAUUCGCUUUCCAGCUUCUCAGUCGCACCUCCCACUCGUCAUACCCUCUCCUUCGAUCCUCUCUUCUUUAUCUUCUAGCCGAUGAAGCUCCGAUGAAGCUUACUCCGCCAGCCGAUGAGGCUUCCUCAGCCAACAAGAUGAAGCUUGGACAGUGUGAUUCCCCUAAAUGUCGUGACCUUGUACUUGCACAAGGUGCUUUGAUUCCUCUACUAUUCCAAUUAAAUGAGCAUGCAAAGUUAUCUAUCUUGAGAAAUUCCACAUGGAAGCUUCCAAAUUUUUGUAGAGGAAAACCACAACCUUCUUUCAGUCAGAUUGUUACAGGAGAUGAUAUGCAAACUCAAGUAGCAUUUCUUUUGUAA
Lactuca saligna is the source of this 417-nucleotide messenger RNA. NCBI's taxonomy places the organism in Eukaryota, Viridiplantae, Streptophyta, Magnoliopsida, Asterales, Asteraceae. The record is from the annotation of a GenBank genome assembly.